CCUUAAGGUCAAAUGACUUAAAUGACGAAUUUACUACAAUCCCAUAAUGUUAGGAGGUUCAAGUAACAGUUGCACUAACGAAAUUACUCCUCAGCGACCCGUUGGUCCAGAUUCAGAAUCCGUCGAUCUUUCAUGUGGCAUUAAAAAACCUGUUAUACAGUGAGUACACUUUACGGCAUUUUAUUCAAGCAAUAUGGUUUCUACUGUGGAUUUAGGAUGUCCUAUUGAGUUACGUAAAUUGGUACUUCAUGUCCGUAGUGCGGAAUACAAUCCACGCAGAUUUCCUGGCGUUGUCAUGCGUCUGCGUGAACCUCGUGUCACUUGUUUAGUGUUUGGAACUGGUCGCAUGGUGUGUACUGGUGCACGUUCUGAAUCAGAUGCAAAUUUAGGUUCUCGGAAAUGUGCUCGUAUACUACAAAGACUUGGGUUUGAUGUAAAAUUCAUGAACUUUACUAUUCAAAAUAUGGUUGGUUUGGCUGAUCUGAGAUUUCCAAUACGUCUGGAAGGUGUACAAUUGGCCAACGAACAGAUGACACAAUAUGAACCGGAAAUAUUUCCAGCCUUAAUUUAUCGUAUAAUAAAACCCCGUUUAGUAAUGCUUAUUUUUGUGAAUGGGAAGAUUGUUAUGACAGGUGCCAAAUCACGUGAACAUCUGUAUGAAGCAUUAAAUAAUGUUUAUCCUAUUUUAUACAAUUAUCGUAAAAUCAACUGACUAGUCAUUUGCAUAUCUGGAUAUUCUUUUGUAAUAUAUAUAAUACACGAUGUAAAUAAUUUCCUUUGAUUAA
Molecule: messenger RNA, 785 nt
Organism: Schistosoma curassoni
Lineage: Eukaryota; Metazoa; Platyhelminthes; Trematoda; Strigeidida; Schistosomatidae
Source: the annotation of a GenBank genome assembly